Messenger RNA from Penicillium argentinense, 2124 nucleotides. RefSeq lists its product as uncharacterized. Gene Ontology annotation, molecular function: histone deacetylase binding. The record is from RefSeq and is a predicted model, not a curated record. The coding region runs from base 1 to 2124 and encodes 707 amino acids. Gene Ontology annotation, cellular component: Sin3-type complex. The transcript is spliced from 3 exons. Gene Ontology annotation, biological process: negative regulation of transcription by RNA polymerase II. NCBI's taxonomy places the organism in Eukaryota, Fungi, Ascomycota, Eurotiomycetes, Eurotiales, Aspergillaceae.
AUGGAGGUAGCCGAAAGCAGAGAACAAGCCUCCGUUGGACCGUCAACGGGGGCCGAAUCUACCAUGGCCAAUGGCGAAAGAAACCUCUUUCUCGAUGAUCCGCUCAUGGACGACGGACGCUCCAGUAGCCUGAGUGAGAUUGACGACGUAUCCGACAACGAGCCAUCUGACUUCGAAGACUCCCCCAAGCCCGAGAGGCAACUGGAAAAUGACUCGGAGGCGGAAACCGAGCGGCUCGAGGAUUCUCCCCACAACAUCCGAAAGCGAGAUAUUGUGAUUAGCGCUGGCAGUGCGGGCCCUAGCCCGAGCAAGCUUCACCAGUCAACUACCCUCGACGACGUCAAUGAAGAAGACGAGGAGGAGGAAGAAGAAGAGGAAGAGGAAGAAGUGCCAGUGGCGGACGACUCGCCCAGCAAGCGAAGGCCCUCCCAGAACAACGGAGUCCUUGAUGAAUCUCUUGAACUCGAUGAAAUGGAGCUGCCUGAUGGUUUCGGAAGGAAGCGCAAACGCGUCGAGGCCGGCGAUGAUGAGACCGGUACUGAAAUUGGCGACGUGGAACCGAUCAAGAAGCGCCGAAGCUCCAUUAAAAGCGAUCUGAGCGACCCAAUUGACGACGAUACCCCUCUGUCACCAGAGCCGAUGAUGGAUGACCCUACGGCGAUCAACGAAGAUGACGAAAUACCCGUCGACGACCUUCCCGAAUCAGAACUCCCGGCUGCAUCGGCCAAAGGAAAGAAAGCCAAGAAAGGCCAACGGAAGGGAAGACGGAGUGAAGAUGGGGAUGAAGAGAUGGAAACCGUUGGCGACCUCGCCGUCGAGGAUGUUCCUGAGGACGCUCUCGGCGAAGAUGAAGAGCCCGUGGACCGCGUCGAAGGACCCCAGAGCGCGGAAACAGCUGCGAGGGUGGAAGAAGAAUCCGCGAAGAAGACGUCGGCCAUGGAGUCGCUCGCGACGUUGGAGAGAGAAUUUGCAACGUUGCGUGAUAAGAUUUAUGAUGAGCGUAUCUCGAAACUCAAUCGUGAGCUCGACAUGCUUUCUGGGGACAACCCGACCCACCCCGAAUACUUGCGCCAGGUCGAAUGUGUGCAACGUUACCGGGAUGCCAAGAUCAAAUACGAAGAUACCUUGUUGCACUACCGCAUGAAGGCCCUGUUGAACAAGAGCUUGGCCGAGCGUGCGCAAGCACUCAGCACGUUCUUCCAAAAAGUUCGAGAAGUGCGCGAAACCCACUCCAGUGCGAUCAGCCAACAAUUCUACGCCAUUCAGCAUGACCGUUUCAAGACGGACGAUUUGAGCCCCCACCACGUCAUCCCAUUCCCUACCCGUCGGUCCCAGCAAAUUGCACACCAGGCCGCCUACAACCAGGAGGUUUCGGUCAUGGCUGGUGUCGCCAAGUAUGUCGGUUUCCCUGCAGCGCCGACUUUACUGGGAGCCCGACCGUCGGAGCUUGAUGAUGAUAUGGAGAAGAUGGGAAUUGCGGUCGAAUCUCGUGCCACGGCUCCGAGACAAUCUUCGUCUUCGACAUUACCACAGCCCCGGGGUACCAUGUCGGCCAUGUCAUCCAACAUGUUUCGCACUGCAGCUGCAGCUGAGGAAGCUUUCUUAGAGCACACUCCUUGGGCCAACCCCCAGCACCCGAUUCAUCAGCAACAGGCACAACAACAUCAGUACACUCAACAUCAGCGGCCCCAAGGACGACCCUUCGAGGCUCCCCAAGCGUCAUCAUUUGCAACCCCUGCAGCUCAAAAGCGGGUGGUGGAUGUGAACGCUCCAAACGGAUCAGCGUCUACCAUCCCUGAGAAUGCCUCGGCCGCCAACUCGUCGGCGAACAAUACUCCCUACGGUAUCGAGCAAGAUCCACGAAACUCAAAUCAGGGACCGUGGCGGAAUCUGGACUAUGAUAUCGAACGCAAAUCUGGCUUCCGUUCCCAAAGCUCCUCCCCGCUUGAUGUGCGGAAAUCUCAACCGCACCCAGCUCAUGGCCUCGAGCACCGCUCUCCAGCCACCGACAUCUCUUCCGCCCGCAACCCCCUCUUCUCCCCCCCCCGCUGCUCGAUCAAGUUUGUUCCCACCACCCACUGGCCCCAAACCCGAUGCCUCCUCUCUCCCGUCAAAACCCAUUGA